AUGUGUCCUGUGGAGUGGGAAGACCGAGAGGAGGAACCAGUCAAAAAGAAAUCUGAUGGACCAGAUAAUAUCAUCAAGAGGAUAUUUAAUAUUUUGAAAUUCACCUGGGUUCUGUUUCUGGCAACAGUGGAUAGUUUCACAACUUGGCUUAACUCCAUUUCAAGGGAGCAUAUUGAUAUAUCUACAGUUCUGAGAAUUGAAAGAUGCAUGCUGACCAGAGAAAUUAAAAAGGGCAACGUUCCCACUCGGGAGAGCAUCCACAUGUACUACCAGAACCACAUCAUGAACCUUUCCAGAGAGUCUGGACUGGACACCAUUGAUGACCGUCCUGGCGUUGCUUCCGGCGCACAGCCAGCCCACAGGAUGGAUAGCUUAGAGUCACAUGACAGUAUCUCCAGCUGCUACACCGAAGCAACCAUGCUGUUCUCAAGGCAAUCUACCCUUGAUGAUUUAGAUGGACCAGAAACUGUUCCUAAAACAAGUGAGCGUGCUCGACCUAGGCUUCGUAAAAUGUUCAGCAUGGAUAUGUCCUCCUCAUCAGCUGACAGUAGCAGUUUAGCAUCAAGCGAGCCCACGCAGUGCACCAUGCUGUACUCGCGCCAGGGGACCACGGAGACCAUAGCGGAGGUGGAGGCCGAGCAGGACGACGAGGCGGCGGCCGGGGACGCCCGGCAGGGCGGGGAGGCCACGGCGGACAUGGGGCCGGAGGAGGCCUCGGAGGCCUCGGAGGCCUCAGACGUCGGCCUCACCCCGGAGGCUGAGCUGCCGCAGUACUCCACCGAGGACGGGGACGUGGAGGCCCCGCCGUCCUACAGCAAGGCAGUCAGCUUCGAGCGCCUGUCCUUCUGCUCGAGGGAUGACUCUGCAGGCCAGAGCCACAUGGCCGUGAGUCCUGACGACAGCCGCUCGGACAGGCUCGAGUCCAGCAUCUUACCGCCCCUGACUCACGAGCUGACGGCCAGCGAGCUGCUGCUGAACAAGAUGUUCCAUGAUGACGAGCUUGAAGAGUCAGAGAAAUUCUACGUCGGCCAGCCCCGGUUCUUGCUGUUGUUCUAUGCCAUGUACAACACUCUGGUGGCUCGCUCAGAAAUGGUGUGCUAUUUUGUGAUCAUACUAAACCACAUGGUCUCUGCUUCCAUGAUCACCCUUGUGCUCCCCAUUCUGAUCUUCCUGUGGGCCAUGCUGUCUGUCCCCAGGCCCAGUAGACGAUUCUGGAUGAUGGCCAUUGUCUACACAGAGGUGGCAAUUGUGGUCAAGUAUUUCUUCCAAUUUGGGUUCUUUCCCUGGAACAAGAAUGUGGAAUUGAACAAAGAUAAACCUUACCACCCACCUAAUAUCAUAGGAGUGGAAAAGAAAGAAGGUUAUGUCCUUUACGAUCUCAUUCAGCUCCUGGCUCUUUUCUUCCAUCGGUCAAUUUUGAAGUGCCAUGGCUUGUGGGAUGAAGAUGACAUCACCGACAGUGGCACAGACAAGGAAGAGUCAGAUGAUGAGCUCUCCCUCAGUCGUGGCAGGAGAGCCUCCUCCGAUUCUCUCAAAUCCAUCAACCUGGCCGCAUCGGCAGAGUCGGUACACGUAUCCUUCCCGGAGCAGCCCACUGCCAUCCGGAGGAAGCGAUCGGGAAGCAGCUCCCAGAUAUCCCCCAGAUCCAGCUUUUCUUCCAAUAGGUCCAAAAGAGGCAGCACAAGCACCCGGAACAGCAGUCAAAAAGGAAGCAGUGUUUUAAGCAUCAAGCAGAGAAGCAAAAGGGAACUUUAUAUGGAAAAGCUUCAAGAACAUUUAAUCAAAGCUAAAGCAUUUACCAUAAAGAAGACUUUGCAAAUAUAUGUGCCCAUCAGACAGUUCUUCUACAACCUCAUCCAUCCAGACUACAGUGCUGUGACCGACGUGUAUGUGCUCAUGUUCCUGGCUGACACUGUUGACUUUGUCAUCAUCGUCUUUGGCUUCUGGGCCUUCGGGAAACACUCAGCAGCAGCAGACAUCACCUCUUCACUGUCGGAGGACCAGGUUCCUGGGCCGUUUUUGGUGAUGGUCCUCAUUCAGUUUGGAACCAUGGUGGUGGACCGAGCCCUAUACCUCAGGAAGACUGUACUGGGAAAGGUCAUUUUUCAGGUCAUUCUCGUGUUUGGAAUUCACUUCUGGAUGUUCUUCAUCUUGCCUGGUGUGACUGAGAGGUAAGGUGGAAGCUGGAGGCAUGCACCCACUUUAAUGCAAAUAUAUUGCAGAAGGUUAUCAUCCCAUAUGCAUCGCCACAACAGAAUCACCAGGUACAGACGGAGGCAUGGCAGAACAGAAAAGUUAGAGGUCUUCGUCAAUAUUAA
Messenger RNA from Leptonychotes weddellii (Weddell seal), 2318 nucleotides. The record is from RefSeq and is a predicted model, not a curated record. NCBI's taxonomy places the organism in Eukaryota, Metazoa, Chordata, Mammalia, Carnivora, Phocidae.